AUGUCUUCCUUAAAUAAUAAUAGCUCUUCGUUUGCAAGACGAAAACCAGUACCUGUAGUCUCAGAACGAAACCAUGAGGAACCUUCGUUUUCUUCGCAAACCUCAACGUCGCUUUCGAAAACAAAUAAACCAACUGAGCCAAAUUUCUUAAACCAAGCUCCAAGAGCUCCUGCAAAAUCACCGUUAAGGCAUAGCGCUUCAAACGGCUCAGUUAAUGGAAACCAAAAUGCCCCUGCUACACCUAUAAGUGGUUCUGCACAAACUACUAUUGUUCAACCUGUUAUGAGUACAAUGACGAUAACAAGCACAUCAUCUGUGCAAAUUCAAAGUACUUCUAAUUCUACAAAUACAUCGAAAACUCCCACUAUACGUUCACGUCCCUCUGUAGAUACUACUUCGUUACAUUCUGCAUUUUCUUUGGAACGCGAAUUACCUUCCUUGCCAAAUGAACGGAUUAAUAAAGAAUAUGAAGGUUCUAUUAAAUCACUUCAAACGAUUAAUUCAAAGAAAAAUGGUUCAGAACAAAGUUUCCAGAUCGCAAACUCCCCCACCUCAAUAGGAUUUCCUACACCUUCAGACAUAAAUAACAGCAAUACUUCUCCACCUCAAUCUCCCAAAAUUAAAUUACCAUCAUUAGCUAUUGCCAGCGAUCUGAUCGCUUCUUCUGAAGCUAUACUUUCGUUGAAUACUCCGAAAUUUCCAGGAAGUUCUUUCUUGGACACGGCUGAUGAAAUGUUGAUGCAAAUUUUGAUUUCGCAAUCUGUUAUUGAUUCAAAAGAUUUCGAGAUAUUGAAUUUAGAAGAAGAUCAUUCAUUAUUAACAACUCGCAUCGCAGCAUUAACUUCAAAGCUUUCAUUGGAAUCAAAAAUUCGGGAAGCGGCUAGUUCACUUGCAAGACUUCAUGCGUCCAAUAAAAGGUUGUCAAGACAAGCGACAGAUCAUUUAGCUACGGCAAAUCGUAAAGUAGAUCAAGUUGCGACAGAAUUAUGGAAAUUAACACAACGAGCUGGUGAAGUUCAAAGAAAAUUAUUACAGCAUAUGGCUGGGGUACUUAGCAUUGGAAUACGAAAAUUGGAAGAAAAAAGCUCACAACCUCCUUAUUCACCACAAAAAUCGGUGGAAGAUAGCAACGGAAUUGAUAGUUUAUUUAAUGAAAUCAUGGGAAUUAAUAAUAACAAUGAUAAAAGUAACGUACGGGAUGAUGGUUUGUUGAAAAAAGUUUCAAUUUUGGAGGAGUCAUUAAAUAAUGUUCGUCAGACACUAGUAGAAGCCAGAAUGGCCAUAAAACGAAAGGAUAAAGAAAUUGAAGAACUUAAAGCUAAAGUUGAUGAUACAGCAGCAGAAGCUCGUGAAAGGACAAUAGCUGAAUUAAGAACUGAACUUGAAGAAGUUGGAAGUCGGUUAGACAUUGUAUUAAGAAAACACAAGGCAAAUAAUCGAAAGAAUAAAAAUG
Funneliformis caledonium is the source of this 1453-nucleotide messenger RNA. The record is from the annotation of a GenBank genome assembly. NCBI's taxonomy places the organism in Eukaryota, Fungi, Glomeromycota, Glomeromycetes, Glomerales, Glomeraceae.